Penicillium pulvis is the source of this 201-nucleotide messenger RNA. RefSeq lists its product as uncharacterized. NCBI's taxonomy places the organism in Eukaryota, Fungi, Ascomycota, Eurotiomycetes, Eurotiales, Aspergillaceae. The coding region runs from base 1 to 201 and encodes 66 amino acids. The transcript has a single exon. The record is from RefSeq and is a predicted model, not a curated record.
AUGGCUGCAUUUCUCCCCUCUGCCAGGUCAACUUGGAAGAAGCUAAUCUCCCUGCCCUUGGCACCGGCGCCACAGCUCUCACUGGGCAUCAACCCGGCCUUAUCUGCCGUACAGAAGCGGGAGACGCCUGAUACAUUCGCCACGGGCCUGCUACAACAUGCGACCGAGGAUAUGGGCAUUCUGGCCAAUAUAAUGCCGUGA